CCGGGGUAAAGUUUCCUUCGGCAGUAUCUUAAUUUCGAAAUAUAGCCUAGAGGAGGGGGAUUCGUCCGAAUUCCUCUUAGCUCGACAAUGGAAAUUCGACAAUGGAAAACGUGACUCGUACGACGAGGUAAACAAUCGAGGUAUAUAACCUUACGUAAUAAUAACACGGCUAAUAAACUUACAACGCAAUACCGUGCCAAUUAUACGGACAACAAGUUCACGCGGUGUCGAGCGAUUGAAAACAACCUCGAUGGCUGACACGAGCCUGCGCGUAAACCGAGCUAAGCUUUUAGUAUAGUCUCUGCGGCGAUACAGCGAGAUCGCGAAUCAUACAUAGAUCCCGUUUCCCUUUUCUCCGUAGCUGUUUGUCGCCGUACGUUUUACGAAGCAGGUAUCUACGCUCUGCGAAACCUUCCCUCGCGUGGUCUUCGUCCAAGCCCUAAACGGUCGGUUAGAGGCGCUCCUAUUUACCAUGUUCCGCGUCGUUUCACGAGUUUUACGACGUUCGCUGUAUCGCUACGAAGACCAUACGGCUGCGCCCGUACGGGUGUACGUGCCCGACGCGACCAGAGAAGCCUAAACGAUGUUUCGUCUAUCCUCUUUCGUUUCUCCUUUCUCGGCUCCGUUCUUUGUCCUCUCGCCUCGUACCCGUCGUCCCAACGUCCCAUCGCCCCCUCGUCCCGUCCUCUCGUCGCGCUCUUUUCCACGCGCGCGCACGCGAGUUCGUGCUCCGUCUUUCUCGCGUAUCGCGUGAUGUCGUACGUGGCCGGUAGCCAUUGUGCGCGCGCAUCUCUUUCCAAAACAACGCACGGCACGACUGCCGGCGUCACUUCCCGUUGUUUAUCUGGCUCUGUUCCUCCGUAACGCGAGUAUAAAUGAUGCUAGAUGUAAACAUCGCGAGUAUUUCAUUCGAAGAUUCGACUCGAUAACGCGUUUCGCUUCGAAUUUUCGUUAAAUCGAAUGGCAUUUUUACCGGCAACGCGGUCUGAAACGCGCGUGAGCGACCAGUGAUUCUCACGCGUCGAGAUACGAGAUGCGCAAAUAAACGCGAUCAAGGUUGAUCUUAUUCGAAGAAUUAACAGAACACCGGUGAUAGAAUAAAAAUCGGAAAAAAUAGGAAUAAUAGGAAAAAUAGGAAAAAUAGGAAAAAUAGGAAAUUGCCGAUAGGACGUUUAACGAUCUUUGUCCGAGCGAGGAAAUUGAAUUCCGUUCAAUCGGUGAACGACACGGGCUCGAGUCGAUCGGAAAUCUCGUGAUCGCAAGUCGUCGUAAAACUUGCAUCAUACGAUUCGAUAAUAACGCGGCGGUGCGGCGUGCAUCAUCGUUCGCUCGUUGCCGCUCGUCGCCGCUCGCGCCAAGAACCGCUGAGUUCGGAGCUACGUGACACGGCGCGCUGUUUCAAAGGGCGUCAACGAAGUCGACCGGCGGUUUACGUAGAAGCAGCGGAAAGACAAGGAGGGUGUCAAGGGGAAGGAGGUUGCACGGACCGUGGAUAUAGACUGAAGGUGGGGGAGUGGCGUCGAUUCGUCGAGAAACAGGCGGCGCAGAGAGCGGUGGGGCUGUUAGUAAGGUUAGUAAGCAGAAGCGGCCAUCUUGGGAGGCUCAGUCGGAAACCAACUGCCGAGCAGUGAGGGAAGGUAAACGAGAAGACCCGAUGCGUUAGCCGAAGGAUUUUUAAUGCGCUUCCGAGCCCGGUUACCGCUACGUGCGAGAGGCUGUGCGAUACCGCAACGGAACAGCGACCAUCCAGAGAUUUUCACGUACGGAGAGAUUCCGGUUUAACCGGCGAGAAGCCUCGGUGCAGGAGAGGAUUCGUGGAAGCGGAGGUAGACGAAAUUUCGUCGGUGGAGGAGUCGCGCAGAGAUUGAAAUUCUCGCGAAGGUUCGUUCGCUGCUGGUGCGUGUAACAUCGUUGGAUCGAACGAAGAACGAGGACAGUGGAAAAUCGCGAUUUUCCGCUAAAGUCGUUCCCGGAAACAAGGAACGGGCUGACGAGUGAAAAAAGCGAACGGUCGAGACGAAAAGAAAGGAAGAGUGCAGUGUCAUAGUCUGUGAUAGUAUUUAUUCGAAAAGAUCCAAACAGCGACGUUGUGCCGCAACGUCGUUCGUCGAUUUGGAUACAUCGCGAGAAUUAGAGGAAGAGAAAGGAGUAGAUAGCCUUUAUAUAUUUAUUUAUAUCUGUGAUACCGACACUGAUAUACGUCGAACUAUCCCGGGAGAGUACGUCGGUAAAGAGAGAGAGGAGGAACGAUCGAGCGAAACGGAAAGAAACGAACAGGCGAAAAUUGUGUAUCGAAUUGGACGAGGUUGGAAAAUCGAGACCGCGGGACAGAAGAUUAUAUCAGUACAUUAGUGGAUAUAGAUGUUUUUGUAAAUACGACUGACUCUUUUUUACAAUUAUCGAUAACGGAGUACGAGAGCGUGUUUCAUCCUUGUUCUUUAAACGAUAAGAGAGAGAGAGAGACAAAGUAAAAGAUUAGAAGAACGAGGUUCGUUUCGACGGGAGAAAAGCUUCGUUUUUUGCUACUUUUCCGAACAUUGAACGAGCAACGUUGUCGCGCCCAAAAAUGGUGGAGAAAAUCCUGGAAGAACGAGAAGACGGAUGUCAGGAGGCCGGAAGAGAAGAUGCAAAAUGCAGGGACACCGUGAGCACGACGACGGGAGAAUCUAUGAGCGCGGUGCAAGCUCGGCAAGAAGAAGCUAGGCGAAAGAGACGCAGGAAGAAGCGCUCUGGUUCGUCCUUGAUGUCUUCUUGUUUCCAAGAACUGUAUAGAUUGACCGGCGAAGUUCUCGGAGAAGGCGCUUACGCCUCGGUUCAGACUUGCAGGUCGCUCUACACCGACUUGGAGUACGCCGUUAAAAUUAUCGACAAAAUUCCCGGGCAUGCACGGGCGCGCGUAUUCAAAGAGGUCGAAACGUUUCAUCAUUGCCAGGGCCAUCCAAACAUCAUCCAGUUGAUCGAGUUCUUCGAAGACGAAGAGAAAUUUUAUCUCGUAUUCGAGAAGGUUAACGGCGGUCAGUUGUUGAGCCGAAUACAAGAAAGGAUUCAUUUCAGCGAACGGGAGGCGAGUCAGAUAGUCCGAGAGAUCGCUAGCGCGCUGAAUUUUCUUCAUAAAAAAGGAAUUGCCCAUCGAGAUUUGAAACCCGAGAACAUCUUGUGCGUGUAUCCGGACAAAUUGACUCCUAUCAAAGUUUGCGAUUUCGAUCUUGGUUCCGGCAUCAAAUUCAACAACUCGUUGUCCAGUCCCGUGGCGACGCCGCAACUUUUGACCCCGGUGGGCAGUGCCGAUUUCAUGGCACCGGAAGUCGUCGAAGCGUUCAUCGGGGAAGCGAAUUACUACGACAAACGUUGCGAUCUGUGGAGUCUCGGUGUUAUCAUGUACAUUCUUCUUUGCGGUUAUCCGCCUUUCUACGGGAACUGCGGUUCCGAUUGCGGCUGGGAAAGAGGAGAGAAUUGUCAAGCUUGUCAGGAACUGCUUUUCACCAGUAUUCAAGAGGGCAGGUACGAAUUUCCGGAUAACGAAUGGAGAUGCAUUUCGGAGGACGCGAAAGAUCUGAUCAGAGGACUGCUGGUCAAAGAAGCCCACCAAAGGUUGAGCGCCGAAAGUAUUCUGAAACAUCCGUGGAUCAAUCCUGGCCCGAGCUCGGUCGAAAACACCGAGAAAUCUCUAACGACUCCUCAUAUCAUCAGGAGGAACAAUUCCGCCAGAGAGCUGUCAGCUUUCGCGGAAUCGGCUAUGGCUGUGAAUCGCGUGGUACUUCAACAUUUCUCCGUGAAUCUCGAAGAACUGGCGGAGAAAAGGGAACCAAGAUUGUCCACGUCGUCCACCGACGACGAUAAUCAUCCUUACGGGCACAUGUCCGAUUCGAGCAGCGAACUGUCCGAGCACAGUAAGCUUUGUCCUACUCAUUCCUCGAACGAGUUCGACGCGAACUCCCGUCAAAAGUUUUGCUCGAUUCGUUCGAGCACGGAUCUAUCCGAUUUGAAGACCAUCGGAAAAAAUCGGCUGAUCGGCAAGGAAACGUCGCUGCAUCAACUGUUCGGUUUAUCACCGCCCAGCGAGAGCCGCUUGAUGCAGCGUCGCUUGAAAGCGCGUUCGGAUCUGCUCGAACGUCAGUCCAACAAAACGGUUAUCGCCUCGCCGAGUGGCUGAAACGCUUUCGACGUCUUCGCCAAACAAACAAAGAUCCUCCUUUCUUGAUAGCGUGCGCGCGUAGCCAUUCGUAUUUACGCGUUCGCGAUCUGUGCGAUUCGAAAGAAACGCGCGUUAUUCGUCGACGAUGUUCGCUUACCGCGACUACCGCGACCGAUCGCGUACCACCGAACAUUCUUUGCAUUGACACAUCGACACAGACGCGAUGGUUGACGAUUCACGAAUUGAUCUUUGGACACGUUUCUCUUUCUGCAUUUUACGGAAUUGCAAGAGAACUCGGGAGGGCGUUAUCUCGUCACGCUUAAUAUUCUCUAUUUCUGUUUCUAUUUCUAUUUCUAUUAGAAAUUCGUUUCGAUUCGAUUCGUUUCUUUUCUUUUCUUUUCUUUUCUUUUCUUUUCCGUUCCUUAUAUUUCAAUUUUUUAACGUUAUCGCUUUUCUUUCUCGUACUCGCGGCCGCCAGUUUUUAAUCUGUUCGCGAAAACGUGCGAAUCGUUGCAUUCGUUACAUUCUUUAUAUGGUAUGAACGAAUACGCGACGCACGUAUAUCGUUUAUCGUUUAUCGUUUAUCGUUUAUCGUUUAUCGUUUACCGUUUAUCGUUCGAAUUAUUAUAAUAGCGAGCGUUCGUUCACGCUCGCAUAAUUUUCUCGUUAAAAUUAUUUUAUUCGUAUCUGCCGCUGUACGCGAAACUCGCUAACGCGUGCAUUCCAUCGGUAAUCGACCGCAAAUGUAAAUAUUCGUCCGAUGUUACGAGUUAAUUCAUCGUUAAAUAAUCUUUCUCUACUUUCACUCGUAAUAGUACGUAGAGGCAGAACGGAGCGGGAUAUAUGAAUAUGUUCGUUCGCAUCGAUUUUCUUCGGACGCGUAAUGUAUAUAUCGGAGCGAAAGUCGGUACAAAAUAGAAAAACAAAAGUCGUUACAAAAAAGGUAGAAAACAAAUUUGCCGCGUAAAAUUGCACGAUAAGAAACCGAUUAUAGAACGACGUAAAUAGUUCUUUUCCGAAAACAGUAUUUCCGUAUAAUUCUUUCCGUAGCGUCCAUAUUUUAAACUUUGCAAGAUAUGCAGGUCGAUAGCGUUCACCGACUCGCACUCUAUAUAAACGGACGCGAAGAAAAGUAAAAUGGUCGAGCGUAUUCGAGCGGACGUGUAUUUUCUUUUUUUUUGCUUUCUUUUUUUUUUACCAACUAAUGUAUUCUCUUUUCCUUCUCCUUGCUUUCCGUAAAACGAGAAACAAAUAUGGUAGCACGAACGACGAAAAACGGGCGGAACGUUGAUCGAAACGAGUUUCUCUUCUUUUCUGUUAAUUCGUUUUUCGUUCGGAGAAACAGUCGACCGAAUCGUUGGUCGUUCUUCCGAACCGGAAAUAUGCGAAUAGAACGCUAACGAGAAAAAGAGAGGAGAGUAAAGAGCGUACGCGUCUCUUGGUGCAUGUUACGAAUAGUUUUGCUCAGUAGGUUUUUAAGAAUGUAGUAGAAUGUAAGUUCGAAAAUGUCGCGAGUAAAGUGUAUCCAAGAAAGGAAACGCGGUUCUGUCGAGAGAGGGAGGGAAGAGGGUGAACAAUUACACGACGGCCAUUUUUCUUUUUUCUUUUUUUUUUAUAAAUGUCUCUUUAACAGUAACUUUGUAGAGAGAGUUAGUAUAUAAGGAAAAUACAAAAAACAAAUUAGUUUAACAAAAACGAAAAAAAAAAAAGAAAAAAAAUACAGAAAAAAUUGUACCUGCGUCGUAAGUAAAUAAGAAAAGAAAGAGGGCGAGUGAGUAAAAAUGAGUAAAAGAAAAAGGGAGAGAAAGAGAAACACGGAACGUGCGCGCGCGCGCGAGAGAGAGAGAGAGAGAGAAUGUAUGAGAAAGAGAGAAAAUUUUGAAAAAGCUUGAAAGCGAACAAAAGAGCAAGGAACACGCGCGUUAACGGGAAAAAAAAGUUUUCUCGGCGAAUCUAGAUUACAUAGAAUCAUCCGUUAAUUGCUGUUACGUAUUUUUCUAGAGUUUUAUCGAUAAAAUGUCAUUUUAUCGCGUCUGUCCACCUAACGGUAGUAGCAAUCGCUUUCGUUAUUCGACUUGGUUCGAUUCGCUUCGCUUUAUAUUUUUCCUUUAUCGUUUCCUUGGCCUAAUCGCGUGUAUCUCUGGCUUCGUCCGAAGGUACAUUCGAUCGAUGUAUAUUCCGGUUUCUUUUGUUACGAAAUACAAAACCGUCAAGGUUUUAAAUUCCGACCAUAGUUGGAAAAUUGAUUUUUCCUUUCUUUUUUUCUUCUUCCUUUUCUUCUUUUCAAUUUUUGUUUAUAUUCUCGCUUUAAAACAGUUUUGGUACAACGAACCAAAGAGCGUAGGUGGUGUAAUCACAGUUACGCAACUUUUAUGUGCUUUUCAAAACGUGUUUUUCUACUUGAAUAUUUUUUUCCUCUAUUUAUUUGUGUUUGCCUACUGUGCGGUCGGACAGGCAUCUUACUCAGGGCAGUUUACGAUGAGCUGCAAGUUUGUUAACGAAUUACAUCCUAUUUACUAUUCGCGUUCGAAGAGAAAUAUGGAGAAAAGAGCUUAUAAACGUGUCCACGCGCGUUCAAAGUCCAUUCAGGGUUAAAACUUAAUCGUUACAUUACGCUUGUUCUUCCUUCUUAUCGUUUAACCCUGAAAAACAAGCGUCGUACAACAGCUUUACACACGACACAAAGCGAUAGGAAACGUAUCGCGUACUCUCGAUGUUACUAUAGUUAAAAGUUUACGCUUCGAAAUAUGAAGAGAAGUCGGAAGAACAAAAUUCCUUUGUUUUACGAGGAAAAUUUUACAGAUAAUUUCGUUUUUGUUCGAACUUUCAUCGCGUCUAUCAAUGAUUCUUGUUUCGAAUCGUCGAUUUCUAACUUGUAGCAUCGAUUACGCGACACACCGCGUACAUCGCGUAUAGGCCCCGAUAAAGCGAAACUUUCCUCCGAAACGUUUACGUUCGACCUUUUCAAAGUCGUUUCGCGAACACGCUAUUUUGCCGUAUACGUAUUUAGUCUUUCCUUCGAGAUAAACGUAGUCGGUCGAUCGUUGCGGUCACCGCUCUCGAGAUUCGUCCAAACGCGAAUUAUUCGAAUUUCAAGGAAAUUCCUACAUAUAUAUUCUGUCUGUCUAUCGGAAGGAAAGAAAAAUAGAUCGUGCCGUAUCGUAUUUUUCAUGAAAAUUUGGAAAUUUGCCACCGCAAAAAAAAAAGUCAACCAAGAGAAUCGUACAAAAAGAAAACAAAAAACGCGUCAUAAUACGUGGCUUACGACGUAGAGACGAAAAAAAGUGUUACGUUAAUUAUACACACAUACACGCAUAUACGCGCAUUGACGCGCGAUCCUUUGAUCGCGAUAGAAAGCGUUUAGGGAUUACGAAAUACGAUAGAAUUCUAUUUAUACGAGUACGAAGAAAGAAACUAAUAAUAAAAACCGAUUUUCACUUGGAUGAAUUUUUUUUUCGAAUUAUUCGAAUUAUUCGAAUUAUUCGAAAGAGCGAAUUCAAGCAUGAACUUCAGUUAUAUGUUCCCAAAAGCGUUCUCAUAAGCGAAGCAGCGUCCAAGCUCAUUGGCUGCGGUUUCACCGAACGAAUAAACAGAGUUCUAUCGUGACCCGCGAUUCCUGGCUUCUUUCAAAAGAUCAAAGAUACGAUAACGACGCGAAGCGACGGAAAGUGACCGUGUUCGUAAAAGAAGCAAACCGAAUGCUUUUCACGUUAUCGUAUCUUUCGAUUUUACGUUUAUUCGAUCCUUACCACACGUUGUCAAAAUUUAUCUUUCGUUUCUGACCGUUUCAAAUUUUAUCGAUGCAUUUUUUUAAUAUUCGAAGCUGUUUUCUCUCCUUUUAAUUACGCUGGCUACUCAGUAUGUAAUAGUUUCAUAAACAAAUUUUGAAUGCAUUUUCAAUCGAUAUCAUCCCUCGUAGAGAGUUACAAGUGUAAGAGUUAGAAUGUUAAAGAGGGAGAGAGAGAGAGAGAGAGAGUGAGUGAGUGAGUGAGAGAAAGAGAGAAAGAAAAAGGGAGAGAGUGAAUGAGAAAUAGCGGUUUCAUUCAAUUUCUGUGUUUUUUAAAAUACCUACUUAUUUGAAAAGCGUCGUCGUUUAUAGCAGCCGAACCGCUGAACAUGUGCGAUGUCGACUAUUUGAACAUAUAGCAGCUCCUCUUUCUCGAGGGAACGUUUUAAACGCGAGGAGAGAAAUACGCGUGUCUGUUUGAGAUAAAUAAGAACGAAAAGAAAACUCCAUGGCCAUAAUACAUAGAUUUAUAAACUGUAAUUACGCGUGUGUGAAGUCUGCGUGUAAAAGGAAUAAAAAAGAAAAUAAAGUAUGCGAGAGAGAAAGCGCGUGCAUGCGUAUACACAGGGUGUUGCGUGAUACGUGGGGAACUCGUCUCGGCGAUAUGCGGCUGUCGUAUUUUCAUUGUUCCGUAACGCGAUUUCGCCUCUAUUUUCUAUAUUUCGUUAUGUUCCAAAUUAUAUUUGACAUACUCGCCUUUAAUAAAACGUACUUGUCUUUAAUCGAUCGGGUAUUAACGCGUGUUAACCACUGCAGCGAAAGUUUACGCGGACACGUACCAUUAUCAAUUUCGUGUCUCGCGUUAUUGGUCGACACGAUAUUAACCGGCUCUUAAAUCUGCUACGAGGUUCUUCGUUUCGCUGCUCCAGCUCGGUUUAUAAUUGGCAGUUACUGAAAUAGAAAAGUAGCCAUAACUUGCGUUCAAGAAACAAGCGUUCUUUUCCCAUCGCGUUUACGUCCUUCCGUGGAUAAUUCGGACACUACGAGUUACGAAACACCUCGUAUAAAUGCGUGCACGUACAUAUGCUUGUACGAAACAAAAUAUUAGCGUUUAAGUGAAAAUAUAAAAAGGAAAAACAUCCUUAAAGUCUGUAAGGUGACGAAACGAGGUAUCGAUGCGCCGUGCAUCGGCGAGAGUCUUCGAUCGUGCUUCGAGUUCCGCUCGUUCGAACAAAUAAAAGAAGAAAAGAAAUCUAAUCAACGGGUUCUUCGAAGCUUCUCGCUCGUGCACGGCCAAACGAUAUCGCUCGUAAAUCUAUCCUGUUUCGGUUAGGAAACGAGAAACGGUGUAUCGCGUGCGUCGAAAACCGAUAGAAGCAGCAUUUUCGCGUUACGUUUUCCAUUUUUCAUCGGAGAAAAACUCUUAAAUAUAAGUAAGAGUGAAUGCUGAAAAAAGUCUGAAAAAAAAA
Messenger RNA from Megachile rotundata (alfalfa leafcutting bee), 9331 nucleotides. Its product is annotated as MAP kinase-interacting serine/threonine-protein kinase 1. Gene Ontology annotation, biological process: protein phosphorylation. The record is from RefSeq and is a predicted model, not a curated record. Lineage: Eukaryota; Metazoa; Arthropoda; Insecta; Hymenoptera; Megachilidae. Gene Ontology annotation, molecular function: protein kinase activity; ATP binding.